UUCCAGCCCAACAGGCUACUGCUUCGUUCUUAUCAGUUUCUAGGUCGAAAGCUGCCCAUUACGUGGCGUUUCGGUGAUCCAAAACACGGAUUUCAGCCUCUUAUUGCUAUCGGCGAAGAGUGAGCCCAAACUUGCGUACCCAUUUCAAUUUGUAUCUCGUUGAAGGAGGCUUUUGAGUGGACUCAAAAGGUCAUUUUCGUUUUGUGGCUCGUUGAAGGACCCAGACGGGCUAAAACAAGCGUUAGACCUGCUGUCGCGAGCAAAUAUCUAAUCGACAAGCAUAUCAGCGGAUACAGCCUCUACUAUCCACGCCAGUUCAACGAACCUUGCGCCCCUGCAAACCGCAUUCUCAACCAGUUCCGCUCGCUGUUCUAGGCAAAAGAUCCCCGCUAAAGUCAUCUUCGACAUGGUAUACACCUAACAAGCCCUUCAAGAUGUGGACCACGUUUCGUAAUCUGAAGAACAACAUCUCGGCGAUCGCGUCGGACGUGCUUGACACCGCAGAGGAGCUCGACCCGGGCCUCUUCAGCGGUAGCGGCGCCGGCUCCCCGUCUCAUCCCUCCUCCUCCGACUCCUACUCCGAAGGCUCCUCUGCUGAAUCUACCCCAGAGAAGCAGGGCAAAGCGGGACCCGAGGAUCCUUCGCAGCUACAGUGGCCAACCGCAGCAGGAGGGUUUCGCGCCAAGCGGGGCCCUCUUCCCUUCCAUCAGCAACCCGCCUCUCGCCUGCAAGAGACCCCAGACCCUACUCUACCGAGGGUUUCUCCCCCCACUUCCCAAGACCCUCCCUCUGACCCGAAUUCAAGGGCCCGGGAUGUCACUGCUGAGGGAUCACAGCGCGCCAACCCGAGUAGUCACAUUCAAAGUAGUCACACUCGAGAUUCGGACCUGAUUCCGCAUGGAAGCCCUCUGCAGCAUACUACUCGGCCACCGGCAGCAACUGCUGGAGACGCACCUGUGGGAGGAAGGGAGAGCCCCUUUGGCGCCCCUCUGUUUCAUACAGGCGCUGCAGGGUCCGCGCCAGCUGCUGGAGUGAAACGGCAGCAGCAGGAACCACAUCAGCAGCAGCACCACCACCACCACCAUCACCAUCAGCCGCAGCAGCAGCACGAAUUGCAUCAGUCGCAGCACCAGGCGCAGCAGCAGAAAGGCUCGACUGGUGGGUCCUUCUCACAGCCCCCACAACAGAGGCCUCCGCCUCCUGCUGCCCGUGGACCUCCACCAUAUGGGCCUUCCCCAAAUGGGCCUCCCCCUCAUGGGCCUCCCCCACAUGGCCCUCCCCCAUUCGGGUCUCCUCCAAAGGGCCCUCCACCAAUUAGACCUCCCCGCAAUGGACCUCCCCAAGUGGGACCUCCCCCAAUGAGACCUCCCUCUUAUGGACAAGCGCCUGCAGCCGCAUUAGCAGCAGCACCAGCAGCCACAUCAUCAUCGUCAGCAGCAGCAGCAGCCGCACCAGUAGCCGCAUCAGCAGCAGUAGCAUCCGCAGCUGAAGCUGCUGAUGACGUGGCAGGGCAGAGAACCAAGGGGAGGGGUGGGGGUACCGGGGAGGGGACGAGGAGGAGUGGGGAGGAGCAGAGGAGGGGAGAGGGGGAAGGGCAGCACGCCGGAGAGAAAGAGGGAGAGGUGGUGAGGUUAAGGGAGGAGCAGCAGAGAUUGGAGGGGGAACUGAGGGCUGUGCGGAGUGAGAUGGAGCGGGAAAGGGCUGGUGCUAAACAGCUAGCUCAACGGAUGGAAGGUGGUCGAGAGGGGUGGGAAUCAGCCGUUCAGGAGUGCAGCAUUCUCAAAGCCGAGAGGCAGCGGCUAUUCAGCGAUCUGGCGGAGGCGCACGAGAGAAUAAAACAGGAAGCCGCAGCCAGACAGCAAGCAGAGGGAGCGCUGAGGAAGGUGGAGGCUCAAUUGGCGCAGGCAGUAGCUGCUGCUGACGCCGCCCAGGCCACAUGGCAGUCCGAACUUCAGCAGCUGUCCUGCCAGCUCGCUGAGGCUCGGGCUGCCGAGGCUGCGGCCCAGCUUCGGGCCGCCUCAGCUGCUGCUCCAGCAGCUGCGGCUGCUGCUCAGACAGAGGAGCUAUGCCAACUAAGGGCCAAGCUGAUAGCAGCACAGGAGGCUCUCUCCUCCCAGCACGCCUCAUUCCAGUCCUCCCUGCAGCAGCUAAGGGAGGAGUGCGACCGCCAGGUGAAAGCAGCAGAGGCCCAGGUGAAAGCAGUAGAGGCCCAGGUGAAAGCAGCAGAGGCGAAGAGAAGGGAAGCGGAGGAAGCGGCAGAGUCGAAAGCAACAGCUGCGAUAGUUGCUAUGGAAGAGGAAGCAGUGAGACGGAUAGCAGCAGCAGAGGCUCAGGUGAAAGCAGCAGAGGUCCAGGUGAAAGCAGCAGAGGGCCAGGUGAAAGCAGCAGAGGCGAAAGCAACAGCUGCGGUAGUAGCAAUGGAGGAGGAGGCAGUGAGGCGGAUAGCAGCAGCAGUGAGGGCAGCAGAGAGGGAGGCAGAGGCGAAAAGAGCAGAGGCGGAGGAAGCAGCAGCGGUGCAGAGAGGGGAGCUGGAAGGCGUGCUGAAUGCGAUGAAGGGGGAGAGGGACAAGGCGAGGAGAGACCUGGCGAGGCUGAAGGAGCACCUGCUGGAGCUGGAAACUACCGAAUUAGUGAAGGUGGAGCAUGAGGCCGAUCAGAUCAAAUCCCUCGAGGCCCAGCUACAGGACAAAAGCCGCGAGCUGGCAUCCCUGCAAUCCGCACUAGCAGAUGCACGAGCCGCAGCAGAAGCUUCCAGGAAGGAGGCGGAGAGCAGGGCAAAGGAGGUAGAGGAGGAGGAGAGUAGGAGGGAGAAGGAGAGGGAGGAGGCAGAGAAUGAGAGGCAGGUGCUGAGGGCAGAGAUAGAGGCGAGGGACCUGGAGUUGAACAAUCUACAGGCAGCCUUGGGGCAGUUCUAUGCCGAAGCUGAGGCUCAGAACCGUUUGGCAGCAGAUCUAGCUGCAGCAAGGGAUGACAACACCAAACUGGCAGAGCAACUGCGGCUCGCCAAGGAGCUAGCAAGCCAAAGGGAGGAGGAGGUACAGAAAGCAGAGAGCAGGGCAGCAGAGGCAGAGAAAGGGAGGGUAGCUGCGGUGGUGGGGGAGCAGAGGGCAGGGAACGAGCUGUCGAAGGUGCGACAGGCGCUGGAGCAGUGCAUGGUGCGGCUCAACCGGAUGUCCUCGGAUUCUGACUUCACUGUGGACAGGAGAAUCGUGAUCAAGCUUCUCGUGACCUAUUUCCAGCGAAAGCACAGCAAGGAGGUUCUUGACCUCAUGGCUCGAAUCCUUGGAUUUUCAGAGGAGGACAAGCAGCGGGUGGGGCUGGCGGCAGCAGGUCACAUGGGGGUGGGAGGAGCAGGAGCAGGAGGGGUGAGGGGCGUGUUUGGGCUCCCAGGAAGGCUCGUUGGAGGGCUGUUUGGGGGCGGAGCGAGUGUGGGGGGAGUGGGGGGGAGCACUGGCGCUCUGGCGAGUAUUGCAGAUGACAGCACGACAUUCACGGACCUCUGGAUCGACUUCCUUCUCAAGGAGUCAGAGUCAAGGGAUCGCAAAGACUUGCCGUCAGACCCCUCGUUUCAGUCACACACUGCAAGCCAGCAGCAGCAGCAGCAACUCUCUCAUUUCAACCAGCACCAGCAAGACCAGCAGUAUCACCAGCAGCAGCACCAGCCGCAGCAGCCGCAGGAGCGGCAAUCCCAGCAGCGUUCCUCCUCCCACCCCUCCUCUCCCCGCUCCUCGUUCUACACCCCCUCUCCCUCUAGUCCCCCUCGCUCUUCCUUCUAUACUCCCGCUCCCUCUAGCCCUCCUCGCCUGCCCGGCUACCCCUCGCUCUCUGGUGCUGCAGGCAGCCCGCCAAAAUAUUUCCAGCCCGUGUCGCCACGCGCCAUGGGAGGCGGGCUGGGUGGCGGGGCAGGUGGAUAUAUUUUGUCGCCAACCGGGGGCAGGUGGAGAAGCAGCACCAGCCCCCAGAGGGAGUCUUCCCAGGCUGUAGCCCAGUAUGUGGCAGCCCCGGUUGUAUCAGCACCAGCUGUAGCACCGGCUGUAGCACUGGGCUUUUCAGCAGUGGGGCCGCUGCAGCAGGCAGGGGAAGGGUUAAACUACAGCCUUGGGCGAAUGUCGGACCACAACCCAGCUGGGCUUACAGGGGCAGCAUCGGCAGCUGUAGCGGCAUCACUCGUAGCAGGUGCAGCUGCUGUAGGAGCAGGGGGAGCAGGAGCUGGAUCAGGAGCAGGAGCGGCAGCAGCAGGAGGAGGGGGGGGGGAGUUGUCAUUUGUAGGAGCAGCAGCCCAGCCCCAUAGGGACUCUCUGCACCACCUCCCAUCUCCUUACCUGCCUGGGAUACCUGGGCUUAGCAGUGGCAUGAGCAGUAUGCACGGAACAGGCGGCACAGGGGGCAUUUCAGCUGCAGUUGCAGGUGCAUCAGGUGGUUUUUCAGGUGGUCCUGCCGCGACAGCCGUAAUUGGAGGAGGGGCAGCAGUAUCGGGCAUUCCAGGGGAGCUCUGGAGUGGGUCUGGAGGGGCAGGGGGAGGUGUAACUGGUGCAGGUGGGAUCAUGGGCACCGGACCAGGAACAGUAGGGCUGGCUCCAGGAAUAGGGCUACUGCGCAGUGGGAGUGGUAGUGGCAUGCCACAGGCUUACCCUCAGUCGAGCAUACACAAGCAGGGGUCUGGGGGCGCCAGCAGUAGUAGUGGGCUUUUCAGUGCAAGUGCUGGAGGCAUGGUGGGGGUGGCUGGUGAUUUGGAUAUGGAUGCUAGUGGUAAUGCGUCAGAGUUUUCAUCCGUGCCUUUAAAUUUGGGCCCCAGGCAAAAGGCCACUGCAGCGCUGUCGUCGCUGUCGGCUCGUAGUGGGCAAGUGGUGGUGAGUGCGGCUCGUAACCUAUUUGGGCAACAAGAGAAUGAGUCCGCGUUGCAAUUAUAGUCUCCCUGUAGCGGGCUGGGUUGUCGAAUGUUAACGUGAUGAUGUAUAAUCUGGUUUUGGAUCGGAUUUAUGUCUGAUAGGGCAACAAUAGUUGUAUCUUAAGAUUGCGUAGUGUUGAUUUAAAACU
Closterium sp. NIES-67 is the source of this 5037-nucleotide messenger RNA. NCBI's taxonomy places the organism in Eukaryota, Viridiplantae, Streptophyta, Zygnematophyceae, Desmidiales, Closteriaceae. The record is from the annotation of a GenBank genome assembly.